Messenger RNA from Anopheles coustani, 1359 nucleotides. RefSeq lists its product as uncharacterized. Lineage: Eukaryota; Metazoa; Arthropoda; Insecta; Diptera; Culicidae. The coding region runs from base 1 to 1359 and encodes 452 amino acids. The record is from RefSeq and is a predicted model, not a curated record. The transcript has 3 exons.
AUGGAGGCCGACCGAAAAAUCGAUUUUCUCACCACCGAACUCGUGCAGAAAAUAAUUCAAUCGAACGACGACCUGAAGGAAUAUCAACUCGCGAAAGAAAAUGGUGUUACACUAACCACGCCGCAAGGUUUGGACGGAUUCAUGUCCAUCAUACAUCGGCUGCGUUUGAAUCUUCAGCACAUCAACAGCGGGGUGGUAACAACGGUGACCGUCAUGGUGAAGGUGAUGAAGGGUGACGAUGAUUUUCGCCAGAAAUCCCUCGGGUUGGUGCUGUUCCCUAAUGAGAUCAACGUGUACGGGUGUGUUAUCCCGGCGUUCGAGCAGCUUGUGCGUAGCUCCGGUGCGCAGCUUGAUUUCAAAACCUUAUGCCCGCGGAUCUUUCUGGCCGAAGCUGGCGUCCGAUACCCGGCCUACAGUGACCAAGAGGAAACGUUUCUCGUCAUGGAGGAUGUGUCGGCGAGCGGGUUUAUCCCUGGACCUCGGCUGAACCUCGAUCAAGCUCAUCUGCAGCUGAUGGCACGCAAGAUUGCCCAGUUCCACGCGUGCUCCUAUGCCCUACGAAUCGGGGGACAAUCGGAGCGACUCCGCGCAUUGGUCGAUCGUAUUAUUCCGCUGAACUUCAUCCAAGAUGGAAAGAUCUUCUUCGAAAGCUACGAUGUAGUGUUUAAGGUAGUGUUCGAGCGGUUAUUCAAAUACCUCGAGGGGAAGCCGGAACUGCUCGAUUCUGCAGGAUCGGAUUUCGUGCGGGAUCGAAUCCGGAAGCUCAAGCAACGGUACGGCACGACGCCGUCCGAGUUAAUGCAGCGAUGUUUGGCCCGGGAUGAGACCUACUCAGUGAUCCUCCACGGAGACUACAAUCGUAACAAUGUGCUAUUCCGUUAUGAAGAAGGAGUUCCAAAUGACGUCAUGCUGAUCGAUUUCCAAGAGAAUCGGUACGGUUCACCGGCUCUCGAUCUAUCAUUCUUUAUGUACAUGAACAUGCCUCCUGAGGCCUGGGAAAAAGGCGCAUGGGAACAACUGUUAACGCUCUACCAUGAGGAACUGAUGCGGUGCAUUUGUGAAAUUUUACAUCUUCCACCAAGUCACAGCAGUUUGGAACCAUAUCGGUUCGAAAAUAUGAAGCGGCAUUUGCAGCAACAUUUCAUCUAUGGUGCCAUAAUUGCGAUCAAGUUUCUUCCGUGUAUGCUGUCCAGUGAGGCGGAGGUAGAGGAGAUUGUACAUAAUUUCCACACGGACGUCACGGCGGACGCCUUUCGUCAGAUCUAUCUCGUCGCUGGUGGACAGGUUGUGAACGAUCGAAUCUCCAAAGUGAUCGUGCAUGCGGCGGAGCAGGGUUACUUGGAUUUGCUUGAUAACUAA